Molecule: messenger RNA, 1216 nt
Organism: Aspergillus brunneoviolaceus CBS 621.78
Lineage: Eukaryota; Fungi; Ascomycota; Eurotiomycetes; Eurotiales; Aspergillaceae
Product: DHS-like NAD/FAD-binding domain-containing protein
Exons: 2
Coding region: 1-903 (300 amino acids)
Molecular function (GO): NAD+ binding
Source: RefSeq, a predicted model, not a curated record
AUGACAGACCUGCCCCAAAUCCUCCACCAAAUCCGCACCCAGCAGAUCCAACGCAUCGUCGUCCUCGUGGGCGCGGGCAUCUCCACCGCAGCGGGGAUCCCGGACUUCCGCACUCCCGGGUCGGGUCUCUACGACCAGCUGCAACCCCUCCGCCACCUCCUCCCCUACCCGGAGGCCCUCUUCAGCCUCAGUUACUUCAAGCACACGCCGGAGCCCUUCUACGCGAUCGCGCGGGCCCGCCACCCGCGCACCUUGCGCCCAACCCGCACGCACGCCUUUCUGCUGUUACUGAGUCGCAAGAACCUGCUCCAUUUCCUGUUCACGCAGUCGACGCGGUGCUGGAAGUGUGGGACGGCGUGUCCAGAUUCGAAAAUGCGGGAGGCGGUUCGGAUGGGCGCGGUGCCGUAUUGCUCGGUGGCUGAGUGUGAGGGGGGCGUGGUGAAGCCCGAUGUCGUCUUCUUUGGCGAGGAGAUCCCCCCCGAGUAUGCGGAGCGGGAGGCGGUGGUGCGCGAGGCGGAGCUUAUGUUGGUGCUGGGGACGAGUUUGAAGGUCGCGCCGUGUUCGCAAUUACCCCGGUUGGUGCGGGAGGGGGUGCCCCGGGUUUUGGUGAAUCGGGAGGCGGCGGGGGAUCUGGGGAAGAGGCCCGGGGAUGUGUGUGUGCUGGGAGACUGUGACGAUGGGGUGUGCGAGUUGGCGGAGGCGUUGGGGUGGAGGGGGGAGUUGGAGGAGGUGUGGAGGGAUGCAGUUAGAAGGGUGGAGGUGCAGUUGGAGCAGGAGAAUUGGGGGGAGGAGUUGAGUUUGGAGGUGCUCGUGGAGCAAUAUGCGAGGUCGGUGGCGGAUGCGAGGUUGGUGUUGGAGAGUCAUCUGGGGAAGAAGUUGGCGAGUAUUCGGGGCAGGGAUUAGGCUUGGCUUGACUGUACAGUAUACCAGUAUACACCUGGUGUAGAGUCACAUUAUGCUAGCACUAUGACGGUCGUUAUUACUUAGCCUCCUUAGGUAUUCAGUCCGGCCUUUGAGUGGGUGACAUAUCGCAUUCCGCGACGCUGUGUGCUAGAUAUAGGCAUUGAGUCACAAAUGAGUCCAGAUGGCCGGUGUUGAUGACCAUGACUUGUAGAUUGGUUAGGGGUUAACGGGAGAGUUAUAAGUCUAGCCUUAUAUGAGCAAGAUACAUCAUUCUGCAACGCUAUGUGCUUAAGAUAUAAAGCAUUGAGUCACA